AUGUCUCCACCCUCCGCCACUUAUACCGAAACUGCCACCGACAACACCCCCUCCAACGGGUUCAACGCACCAGACGCCCAGCCCGCCGGCACUGCCCCACUAGAGCCCGGCCUUUCGCAGGGCGGCGUCAAGGUGCAGGCGCAGAAAUUCCCCUCUCCGCCCAAGUUCACCGACAAGUAUGAGGAGCGCGAGUAUCUGAAGGGACGUCUGGCACUAGCCUUCCGCAUCUUCGGCAAAUUGGGCUUCGACGAGGGCGUUGCUGGCCAUAUCACACUGCGCGACCCUGUCAACCCGCAUUCCUUCUGGGUGAACCCCUUCGGUCUGGCGUUCAGCCUCAUCAAGAAGAGCGACCUGAUCCUGGUGGACCAUGAUGGCAAAGUGGUCGACGGUGGCCCCAACAGACUGCUCAACCAGGCGGCGUACAUGAUUCACGCAGCCGUGCAUAAGGCGAGGCCGGAUGUCAUGUGCGCCGCGCAUUCUCACUCGCUCUAUGGUAGGUCGUUCUGCACCUUAGGCAGGCCCAUCGACAUCAUCACCCAGGACAGCUGUGCAUUUUAUAACGAUCUUGCCGUCUACAACUCCUUCAAGGGUGUGGUGCUCGCCAAAGAAGAAGGCGACAACAUUGCACGUGCCAUUGGCAACAAGAAGGCCGUUUUGCUGCAGAACCACGGUCUCCUGACCACAGGUCAGACCAUUGAGGCAGCGGUUUUCUGGUUCGUCAGUCUGGACAAGUGCUGUCAUGCCCAGCUGAUGGCUGAUGCCGCCGCUGCUGGGAGGGGCGGAGCCACCAUCAAGAUUGACGAUGAGGAUGCUGAUUUCACUUACAAGGCUGUUGGAACGCCAAGGGCCGGAUGGUUCAGUGGUUUGCCUCACUUUGACAUGAUGAUCCGCGAAAUCGGAGAUGAAUAUUUGAAGUGA
Cyphellophora europaea CBS 101466 is the source of this 918-nucleotide messenger RNA. RefSeq lists its product as uncharacterized. The transcript has a single exon. The record is from RefSeq and is a predicted model, not a curated record. Gene Ontology annotation, molecular function: actin filament binding. Gene Ontology annotation, cellular component: cytoskeleton. Lineage: Eukaryota; Fungi; Ascomycota; Eurotiomycetes; Chaetothyriales; Cyphellophoraceae. Bases 1 to 918 code for a protein of 305 amino acids.